AUGAAAGUCGAUGAAUUGAUAAUAGAUGGAUUUAAAUCUUAUGCUGUUCGUACCGUGAUAUCCAAUUGGGAUGCACAAUUUAAUGCCAUAACUGGAUUAAAUGGAUCAGGGAAAUCAAAUAUUUUAGAUGCCAUAUGUUUUGUUUUAGGUAUAGCGUCAAUGUCGACUGUGAGAGCUUCUAAUUUACAGGAUUUAAUUUAUAAACGAGGUCAAGCUGGUGUUACUAAAGCCAGUGUUACUAUUGUUUUCAAUAAUAGUGAAGUAUCAAAAUCACCUAUUGGGUUUGAAAAUUGUCCCACGAUUAGUGUCACAAGACAAAUUAUUCUUGGGGGGACAUCGAAAUAUUUAAUUAAUGGUCAUAAAGCUCAACAACAAACCGUAUUAAAUUUAUUUCAAUCAGUACAAUUAAAUAUUAAUAAUCCCAAUUUUCUAAUUAUGCAAGGGAAAAUCACUAAAGUAUUAAAUAUGAAACCACUGGAAAUAUUAUCAUUAAUUGAAGAAGCUGCUGGUACAAGAACUUUUGAAGAACGGAAAGAUAAAGCUCAAAAAACCAUGGCCAAGAAGGAAGCAAAAUUGACGGAAAUUCGAAAUUUAUUAUCUGAAGAAAUUGAACCCAAAUUAGAAAAACUUCGUAAUGAAAAACGGAAUUUUCUUGAAUUUCAACAAACGCAAAUUGAUUUAGAAAAAUUAUCAAGAAUUAUCGCUGCUUGUGAUUAUACUUUAUUAUCGAAAAAUUUCACUCAUCAUUCGAAAUUUUUAAAUGAUCAUGAAACCAAAAUGAAUAAUUUACAUUUAGAAGUGGAUAAAUUGAAUCAUGAAAUUAAAAAUUUGAAUGAAGAUUUAGAUCAAGUUAAAUCACGUAAGGAAGAAAAUUUGAAAACUGAUGGAUCGAUGAAAGAAUUAGAAAUUAAAGAAAAUCAAUUAUCUAAUGAUUUGACAAGAUUGAAUACGGCAAGAGAUAUUGCUAUGGAUAAUUUAACUGAAGAAAAAAAUAAACACACUAAACUAAUUGAACAAUUGGAACAAAUAAAACAACAAUUAGCUCUGAAUCAAACUGUUUUCGAUAAUCAAGAGAAUGAAUAUAAACAAUCAAAUCAAGAAUUAGUACAAUUAAAGGAAGAAUAUGCUAAUAAACAAGAAUUAUUAUCAACAUUAUCUACGGGGAUUUCAUCGACUGGGAAUGUCACUUCUGGGUAUAUCACCCAAUUAAAUGAUGUGAAACUGAAAUUAAAUGCUUCAGAAAAUUUCAUUAAAACAUCAACUCUCAAGAUAAAUCAUCUUCAACAACAAAUGGAAAGUGAUCAAAUGAAAUUGACUAAAGCGAAAACUGAAAAUGAAACAUUAUUAUCUGCCAUUGAACUUCAUCGUCAAUUCAUUAAAACUAAACAAUUGGAAAUUGAUUCAAAAUUAGGAUUUGAACCAACGAAAAUCCAUCAACUUCGAGAUCAAGAAUCAGAAUUAAUUAGUCAACAAAAUAAAUUUAAUCAACAAUUAAAUCAUAUGAGACGAGAAAUUGGGAAUUUAGAUUUCCAAUAUAAUCGACCUUCACAGGAUUUUAAUGAUCAAUUAGUAAGAGGUGUUGUAGCUCAAUUGUUCAAUUUACCAGAAACUUCUCAUGAUAAGGCAUUAGCAUUACAAGUAUGUGCUGGUGGUAGAUUAUAUAAUGUUGUUGUUGAUACCAGUGAUGUUGCUUCUCAAUUAUUAGAAAAAGGUCAAUUGAAACGAAGAGUAACAAUUAUACCAUUGGAUAAGAUUUCUUCACGUAAAUUAGAUCAUCAAGUCAUUGAUUAUGCUAAACAAGUUGCACCGGGGAAAGUUGAUCUUGCCCUUAAUUUAAUUGAUUUUGAAGAUGAAUUAUACAAGGCAAUGGAAUAUAUUUUUGGUACAACAUUUAUUUGUAAUGAUCCUAAUUCAGCUAAAGCAGUGACGUUUGAUCCUAAAAUUAAAAGUCGAUCAAUUACAUUAGAAGGUGAUAUAUAUGAUCCAGAGGGGAAUCUUUCUGGAGGGUCUCGAAGAAAUAAUUCGACAAUUUUAUUAAAACUUCAACAAUAUAAUAAAUUAACCAUACAAUUGAAAAAAAUUGAAUUUGAAUUACAAAAUGUAAAGCAAGAAUUAUCAAGAAUGGAUUCAUUAAUUAGUUCCACAAGAACUAUUCAGAAUGAAAUCAAUUUAAAACGACAUGAAUUAUCUUUAUUAGAGAAGAAAUUGGAAAAUAACCCGGCAGCAUUAAUAUUGAAACAAAAUGAUUUAAAUCAACUAGAAAUUAUUAGAUUGACUGAAGAAAUUGAAAUCACUAAAGAGAAAUGUCGUCAAUAUAAACAAGAAAUCGCCAUUAUUGAAAAAGAUAUUGCUGAAUUUAAUAAUGAUAAAGGAUCUAAAAUCAAUUGUUUGAAAAAAGAAGUGGCCCAUUUGAAACAACAAGUUAUUUCCAAAGAAAAACAAUUAGAAAAUCAAACGGAUAAAUUCCAAGCAGCACAAAUUGAUAGUGAACAAUUGAAAAUUGAAUUACAAAAUAAACAAGAAGCAUUAAUAUCUACCAAGAAUCAAAUUGAUGAAUUAACUCACAAGAUCAAACAACAAGAUCAAACCAAAGAACAAUUGAUUGAACAAUUAACCUUGGUUAAAUCAGAAUUAGAUGAUGCUCGAGCUAAUUUAUUGGGAUUAGAUGAAGAAAUCACUGAAUUAACUAAUAUUGUUAAAUUGAAAAUUGAAAAAAUGACAAUGACAAAAUUAGAUAUACAAAAAUUAACUCAUGAAUUAGAAAAAUCACAAAAUGUCACCAAGAAUUUGAAAACUAGAUUAGAUGAAAUUAUAAGUGAACAUGAAUGGGUCAUGGAUAAUCAAAUGGUGAAUAAUAUCAUGGAUCAAUAUCCUAACAUUGAUAUUGAAGAAACUCGAGAACAAUGGGAAUUAUUACAAGAGAAAUUCUCAAGUAUGAGACGCAAAGUGAAUGUUAAUAUUAUGAGUAUGAUUGAAAAUGUUGAGAAGAAGGAAACAUCAUUGAAAACCAUGGUUAAAACCAUUGAAAAAGAUAAAAAUAAAAUUGUUAAUACCAUAAAUAAAUUGAAUGGUUAUAAACGUGAUACAUUAAAUACUACUUAUCAAAAAGUAUCUAAAGAUUUUGGUGCCAUUUUUGCAGAUUUAUUACCAGGAUCAUUUGCUAAAUUAGUUCCUAUAGAUAUGAUGGAUGUAACUAAAGGUCUUGAAGUUAAAGUUAAAUUAGGUCAAGUUUGGAAAGAAAGUUUAGUAGAAUUAUCAGGUGGUCAAAGAUCUUUAAUUGCUCUUUCAUUAAUUAUGGCAUUAUUACAAUUUAAACCAGCACCAAUGUAUAUAUUAGAUGAAGUUGAUGCAGCAUUAGAUCUUUCUCAUACUCAAAAUAUUGGUCAUUUGAUUAAAACAAGAUUUAAAGGAUCACAAUUUAUUGUUGUUUCAUUAAAAGAAGGAAUGUUUACUAAUGCUAAUCGAGUAUUUAGAACUAGAUUUCAAGAUGGUACAUCUAUAGUAUCUGUUAUGUAA
Messenger RNA from Candida albicans SC5314, 3516 nucleotides. It is a transcript of the gene SMC2, whose product is annotated as condensin subunit. Gene Ontology annotation, cellular component: chromosome. Lineage: Eukaryota; Fungi; Ascomycota; Pichiomycetes; Serinales; Debaryomycetaceae. Gene Ontology annotation, biological process: chromosome organization. Gene Ontology annotation, molecular function: protein binding; ATP binding; ATP hydrolysis activity. Bases 1 to 3516 code for a protein of 1171 amino acids. The record is from RefSeq and is a predicted model, not a curated record. The transcript has a single exon.